AUGAAAUACGCUCUUUCCGGUCUCGCAGCCACUGCUGCUGCCGUUUCUCAUGCAAACCGGGCUACAUGUGAUGAGUCUUCGCUCAAUACUACCACCACUACCUAUACCACCACUUCCGAAGACACUAUCUUCACCGUUGCCAAGAAGUUCGACUGUGGCCCCUGUGACAUCGCCCGUUACAACCGGAUGAUCGAUGCCGAGCACAUGUUUGCCAAUUUCACUCCCCGCAUUCCUCCCCAGCAAAAUGCCACGGCUACUUGUCUCAAAGGUGGUCCGCAUGACUACAAAACCAUUGCAGGUGACACCAUUGAGGAAAUCGCUUUGUACAAGCUGAAAAUGACGGUCAAGUCGGUUUACGAGAAUGGCAAGAUGGCUGUUUCGUCUAUCCAUGAGGAGCUUCCCGCCAACACUUUCCUCAAGAUUCCCCAGUGUGUUUCUAGUGUCUGCCAUGUUACACCGUUCCACUUCACCUACGGUGUGUAUAAGGAUCUUGCAGAGAAGUUCGGUACCACUGUUGGACAGAUCAUGGCCUUCAACGGUGGUUACAACUAUAGUGAAUCGGCCGCGGAUGCGGAUGCGGAUGCGGCGUGGAUCAGCGUGCCUAUGGGAUGCAUAAACCUUGCUCUCAAUGUUACUGAGGAGAUUUGA
This is a messenger RNA of Penicillium verrucosum, 648 nucleotides long. RefSeq lists its product as uncharacterized. The transcript has 2 exons. The record is from RefSeq and is a predicted model, not a curated record. The coding region runs from base 1 to 648 and encodes 215 amino acids. NCBI's taxonomy places the organism in Eukaryota, Fungi, Ascomycota, Eurotiomycetes, Eurotiales, Aspergillaceae.